AUGGGCGCCCCCGUCUACCUCGCCUCCGUCCUCGAGUACCUCGCCGCCGAGCUGCUCGAGCUCGCCGGCAACGCCGCCAAGGACAACAAGAAGUCCCGCAUCAUCCCGCGCCACCUGCUGCUCGCCAUCCGGAACGACCAGGAGCUCGGCAAGCUGCUCGCCGGCGUCACCAUCGCGCACGGCGGUGUGCUUCCCAACAUCAACCCCGUGCUGCUCCCCAAGAAGACGGCCGAGAAGGAGACCAAGAAGGCCGCCAAGUCCCCCAAGAAGGCUUAG
Messenger RNA from Triticum turgidum subsp. durum (durum wheat), 276 nucleotides. The record is from the annotation of a GenBank genome assembly. Lineage: Eukaryota; Viridiplantae; Streptophyta; Magnoliopsida; Poales; Poaceae.